UUGAGGUCGAGCAAUCGGCUCCUCAGGCACCAAAAGGCGCGGUGGUGGGCUAUCUCUCGCGCAAGCCGAAAAAAGGAGAAGGUUACUAAGGUUUUGAAGGUUGCGGAGCGGACUGGUAGUGUAGAGAUUCCAAAUCCUCAUGACGUGUCGAGACACAUCUUGAACGCAACCCAAAUUCCCAAUGAUGGUAUGAAAUUUGAAGAUGGAGAAAUUGGUCAAGCACAGAACCUCCAAUGGGCGGCUGCUUUCAUGGCAGUGGCAGUGGGGUCAAUCAUGCAUGGAAUCAAUGAGGCGCUCCACCUAAAAGAUCAGUUGGACGCGAAUAAGGCCAACCAAAUAUGCAGAGAUCAUAUGAAGGUGCUGAAGAUGCAAUUGGAAAGCAUAAAAGAUGAAUAUAAGAAGGUGUUCCACGAUGUGAGGACUGCCACUGUAGAAGGGGCUCAUUUGAAGGCCAACUCAGACGGGGCUCCUUACGAGAGUCAGCUAGCUACAAUGGUCAAAGGGAGAGAGGAUAAGAUGCGGACCCAUGCAGAAGCGGUUCAACAUUGA
Molecule: messenger RNA, 549 nt
Organism: Striga asiatica
Lineage: Eukaryota; Viridiplantae; Streptophyta; Magnoliopsida; Lamiales; Orobanchaceae
Source: the annotation of a GenBank genome assembly